Molecule: messenger RNA, 1946 nt
Organism: Miniopterus natalensis
Lineage: Eukaryota; Metazoa; Chordata; Mammalia; Chiroptera; Miniopteridae
Gene: RTN2
Product: reticulon 2
Biological process (GO): endoplasmic reticulum tubular network formation; neuron differentiation; brain development
Cellular component (GO): endoplasmic reticulum membrane; neuron projection; postsynaptic density
Source: RefSeq, a predicted model, not a curated record
GCGGCAAGGAUGGCGGCGGCGUCGUGGGCUCGGUGGAGAUGAGUGCCCGCGGCCCCAGGCCCAGGGCGGCGUGGCCGAAGUGGGCGGGGGUCCCGAUGCAGGCCCGAGGGGGGCCAUGGGGCAGGUCCUGCCGGUCUUCGCCCACUGCAAAGAAGCUCCAUCUACAGCCUCCUCUACCCCUGACUCCACGGAAGGAGGAAACGACGACUCGGAUUUUCGGGAGCUGCACACAGCCCGGGAGUUCUCGGAGGACGACGAGGAAGAGACCACUUCGCAGGACUGGGGCACCCCCCGGGAGCUGACCUUCUCCUACAUUGCCUUCGACGGCGUGGUGGGCUCCGGAGCGCGCCGGGAUUCAGCUGCCCGCCGGCCCCGGCCCCAGGGCCGCUCGGUCUCGGAACCGCGAGACCCACCCGCUCAGCCUGGCCUGGGCGACAGCUUGGAGAGCAUCCCCAGCCUGAGCCAAUCCCCGGAGCCCGUGCGCCGGGGAGAUCCGGAUACUGCCCCUCGGGCCGAGCGCCCCCUGGAGGACCUGGGGCUCCAGCUGGACCAGCUGGACUGGGCGGGCCGGGGAGCGGGGUCUGGGGAGGACUCUGCCACCAGUAGCUCCACCCCGCUGGAAGACGAGGAGCUCGACGGAUCAGAGGCUAGAGAAGCUGGGAAAGAACUGGACCUACAACUCAGACUCGCUCAGUCCUCGCCGCCCGAAGUCUUGACUCCACAGUCCAGCCCUGGCUCUAGGACCCCCCAGGCCCGUACCCCGUCCCCACCCAGAUCCCGGGAUUCGAACUCUUGGCCUGAUGAGCCCUCGCUGGACGAGAAAGAGGAAGAGCCGUGGGGGCAGCUGGAUCGGAAGCCAAUCACGGGGCAGUGCCUUGUUAGCACGGACCAAUCAGAAUUCACAUCGGAACCACACCUUCUAGUGGCGGACCUGCUGUACUGGAAGGACACGAAGACAUCAGGAGUGGUCUUCACAGGUCUCAUGAUCUCCCUGCUGUGCCUCCUGCACUUUAGCAUCGUGUCCGUGGCCGCCCAUGUGGCCCUGUUGCUGCUCUGUGGCACCAUCUCUCUCAGGGUUUACCGAAAAGUGCUGCAGGCCGUGCACCGGGGGGACGGUGCCAACCCCUUCCAGGCCUAUCUGGAUGUUGACCUGACCCUGACUCGGGAGCAGACGGAACGUUUGUCCCGGCAGAUUGCCUCCCAAGUGGUCUCUGCAGCCACCCAGCUGCGGCAUUUCUUCCUGGUAGAAGACCUCGUGGACUCCCUCAAGCUGGCCCUUCUCUUCUACAUCUUGACCUUCGUGGGUGCCGUCUUCAAUGGUUUGACUCUCCUCAUUCUGGGAGUGAUUGGCUUAUUCACCAUCCCCCUGAUGUACCGGCAGCACCAGGCCCAGAUCGACCAGUAUGUGGGAUUGGUGACCAAUCAGUUGAGCCACAUCAAAGCUAAGAUCCGAGCAAAGAUCCCAGGGACCGGAGCCCUUGCCUCGGCAGCAGCCGCAGUCUCCGGAUCCAAAGCCAAAGCCGAAUGAUAGGGUGUCUCUGCCUGCGGGACGCCUGCCCUCACCCCCUGAAGCCCUCUGCUCCCCUCAAUCUCCCUUUCAUCCCACCCUCGUCCCUCCUCAGCCCCAGCCAUUUCCGGGUGGGUGUCUGGAUCACUCACACCAGGGAGUUAGCGCAAAUUGCCUGAGCGGCCAGGACUACAUUUCCCAAGAGGCUCUGCUCUAGGAGUCCGGGAAAAGCGAGGCACCUUGGCCGGGGUCCUGCUGGGACUUGUAGUUGCCUAGCUAGGGCACCCGCCCUGCACUUACGUGAACUCGCCGCUGGAGGCGCCGUGAGGGGUUGGUGUCUUCUGGAUGCUACUGGGCCCGACGCCGGGGGCUUUGCAUGGGGCCCAGCGGAGGCCUGAGCUUGGAUUUACACUGUAAUAAAGACUCCUGUGGAAAACCC